This is a messenger RNA of Aspergillus affinis, 561 nucleotides long. RefSeq names its product GNAT family N-acetyltransferase. Lineage: Eukaryota; Fungi; Ascomycota; Eurotiomycetes; Eurotiales; Aspergillaceae. Bases 1 to 561 code for a protein of 186 amino acids. The record is from RefSeq and is a predicted model, not a curated record. Gene Ontology annotation, molecular function: acyltransferase activity, transferring groups other than amino-acyl groups. The transcript has a single exon.
AUGCAACCAAGCAAUCAGCAAUCCCACAUCGUCACCAUCCAAAAUGAAGAGCACAUCUCCGCAGCCAGAACCCUCUUCAUGGCCUACACCGAAUGGCUCAAUAUCGACCUUACAUUCCAAGACUUCGCUGCAGAGCUCCAAUCUCUACCGGGCAAAUACAGCCCCGCCCACGGAGGAGAGCUCCUACUUGCAUACAGCGCGGACGGAACAAAGACACCGCUAGGCUGCGUGGCUGUUCGGCCUCUCCAACCAGACUGCUCGACGCACAAUCAAGAUGUACCCCAAUCCCAGUCUGGAACCCAGGGGAGCCAGAGGGCAUGCUGCGAGAUGAAGCGACUAUACGUCUCUCCCGAGGCACGAGGGAUGGGGCUAGGGACGGCGUUGACCGAUGCUAUCGUUCAGAAAGCGAAGGAGCUGGGGUAUACGGAGAUGAGGCUAGAUACACUUCCGUUCAUGGCGGGAGCUAUUCAGCUGUAUCGACGGCUGGGGUUUGUUGAUAUUCCGCCUUACUAUGAGACUCCGCUGGAGGGGACGGUGUUUCUGAGUUUGGAUCUGACGUGA